AUGGAGAUCAUGACUGUAUCCCCCUCGGCCGGGGUCAAGAAAUUGGCCUGUCGCGUGUGUCAGAAGGGAUUUACCAAGGCUGAACAUCUUCGAAGACAUGAGCGAUGUCAUACUGGGGCCAAACCAUAUGUCUGCAAGGAAUGUCGUCGUCCCUUUGCCCGACAAGAUGCUCUCACCCGUCAUGAGAAACUACAUCAGCGGGACUUGAAUGCCAAACAUGACCCGCCGUUGGCUUCGGUGCCUCCGUCUGCAUCUCUAGACUCUAUGGCCUCGGGGGAUACUCGUAGUGCAUCGACUGCAGGGCCAGCCUCGACAUCAGCUACCAGCCAUUCGUGGGACGAAUCACACUCAGCUCAUACGUCGAGUAUGCAAAAUGUUGCUACGGAUUUAGACUUCGCUCUCAUUUGGCCCGAUUCCGAGAACCUAUUCCAAAGCUUAAUGUCCUCCGACACCACAGACCAAUGGGAGAUGCCUUUGGGAACACUACCCUUUCCACCUGUCGUACAGGAUAUCAAUACCAUGAACUUCGGGUCACCUAGCUCGUUUGACGAUCGGUCCUCCUCGGUGGGGACGAUCCCAUCCGGUGAAGGUCACCAGGCCGUGCGUGAUGUGACGGAGAUGAUUACUAGUUCAUCCUCAAGUGUCACUGCUGCGGUAAAAGCCACUUCUAUAACCUCGGUCUUCCUUGAUGAGUGUCUCCACAUGUUCUUUGUCCGAUUUAUUCCAACAUUCCCCAUCUUGCAUCGUGCAACAUUUGUGUUUCGGGAAUGUACCCAUGCUUUGCUUUUGAAUGCUAUUGCUAUCGGGUCGUUGUAUCUGGGCCCUAGUGAUUCGGUCGCAAAGGGUGAAGCGUUGUGGAGGCUAGCACAUGCUGCCGUGGCGACCUCCUGGCAAUCACUUAUCACGCACAAUGGUGCAUACGAUGCUUGCAAAGGGGUACAGCUCAUGAUCACCGCCUUGUUGGGUCAAAUAUACGGGGCGCUAUCUAAAAAUCGGGCAAUCCGGACCACAAGUCAGGUCUUCCGUCCCCUCGGCUUUUUCUGGGCACGUCACUGUGGCAUGUACGACAGCCAGCCAUAUUCUAUGGAAAAUUUGCCCUCGGUCGAUGCUCCCCCUGCGGAGAAGGAACAUCAGUGGCGGGUUUGGUCUGCACGGGAGAUCCAACAGCGUGCCCUACUAGCGUACUACGUCCUCGAUGGACUCGUUGCCCAGAUGUCCGGCGACGGUGCGUCAGCUCGCCAUGUCUCUAACCCUCUAGGCCUUCCCAGCAGCGAAUCCGCUUUUGAUGCCAGCACACCGGAUGAAUGGCUAGCACACAUGCACUCGCAAAAGCUAGACCAAUCCUCAUUCAAAGUUAUAUUUCGUUCUCUCUUCCCGCCGGUCGGGAACUUCCGCCCUUUGGACUAUUCAUUUUCUGCCUUUGGACUUCGAGUUGUUCUUGAGGGCCUCCAGUCUUUGAUAUCCGAUUGUGAUGAUCAUGAGCUAGCUGUUGGUGUGCCCGGACCCUCUGAUGUAAGAAGAGCUCUUGCUCAGGUCCAUGAAACGAUAUCGAUGAGCAUUCAUUUUUCAGCUGCUGAGCGACUGGAGCUUUUAUUACGUUGGCACACGGUUUGCCUGGACACCAUGAUCAAUUCGACGGUUCUCUCCCGCUAUGUGUGUUCUCGCUAUAAUAUUCAUCAGCAUGUCUCUGGUGGGAGUCGGGAUGUCCGAGCGGACUUUGACCUCAUCAAAUGGGUUAAUAGUGAAGACGCCCACCGUGCAGUACUUCAUGCGAUUGCCAUUCAAGAUAUUGUUGAACAAUUACCUCGUGGCCGUGCCCAUGUGGUCCACAUGCCUAGCUCGCUGUUUGCAGCAGCUACAGUGUAUGUCGUCUUCUCACUUGCCGGCGCGGCGACCGUCCAUCUUCCUCGAACAAUUGUGUGGCAAGAUGCCUUGCUUUCACAUUCUGAUCUCAAUAUCGAUCACGACGAAAUGCGGCCUCCAUCGGGCUCAGAAACUCGACGAUUUGUAGAAUCGGAGCAGGUGAUGUCCCCUUCGCCUAUCGGUGGUGGCGCUGUUCGAAAUCUUCUGUACGAGUUGAACUCGAUGCAAAAGCUCUUCCGCUGCCUCUCCUCGCAGUGGGGAAUUGCGCGUGAUAUGGAAGAAAUCAUUGCCCAGUGGAUUCAGAUUUGUCACUGA
This is a messenger RNA of Penicillium waksmanii, 2178 nucleotides long. RefSeq lists its product as uncharacterized. NCBI's taxonomy places the organism in Eukaryota, Fungi, Ascomycota, Eurotiomycetes, Eurotiales, Aspergillaceae. The coding region runs from base 1 to 2178 and encodes 725 amino acids. Gene Ontology annotation, biological process: DNA-templated transcription; regulation of transcription by RNA polymerase II. Gene Ontology annotation, molecular function: zinc ion binding; DNA-binding transcription factor activity, RNA polymerase II-specific; RNA polymerase II cis-regulatory region sequence-specific DNA binding. The record is from RefSeq and is a predicted model, not a curated record. The transcript is spliced from 4 exons. Gene Ontology annotation, cellular component: chromatin.